This is a messenger RNA of Triplophysa rosa, 398 nucleotides long. It is a transcript of the gene scocb, whose product is annotated as short coiled-coil protein b. The record is from RefSeq and is a predicted model, not a curated record. Lineage: Eukaryota; Metazoa; Chordata; Actinopteri; Cypriniformes; Nemacheilidae. Gene Ontology annotation, cellular component: trans-Golgi network. The transcript has 4 exons. The coding region runs from base 176 to 388 and encodes 70 amino acids.
UGUAAAGGGUGCAUGGUCCAUGACGUAAGACUCCGGACAUCGCUGUGGUGGUAGAGAAACAUCUCUUUGGCCGGUCUAAUUGUGCAUUUCAAAGCAUCGAUCAGGUUGUGCACCCUGGAGAGUGUUUACUUGAGUCGCAGCCCUGCAUUUCAAAGACGAAGACAAGUAUUUCACCAUGAACUGUGACAUGGACGGUGACAUGGAAAAUCAGGCAGAGCUGGAGGAGAAGACCAGACUUAUAAACCAGGUCCUUGAGCUGCAAAAUACUCUUGAGGACCUCUCAGCUCGAGUGGAUGCAGUUAAAGAAGAAAAUCUCAAGUUAAAAUCAGAGAAUCAGGUUCUUGGGCAGUAUAUUGAGAACCUCAUGUCAGCAUCUAGUGUGUUUUAGACGACUGACU